Messenger RNA from Rhea pennata, 1937 nucleotides. RefSeq names its product avidin-like. Gene Ontology annotation, molecular function: biotin binding. NCBI's taxonomy places the organism in Eukaryota, Metazoa, Chordata, Aves, Rheiformes, Rheidae. The record is from RefSeq and is a predicted model, not a curated record. Bases 449 to 925 code for a protein of 158 amino acids. The transcript has 5 exons.
GGGAGAUGGGCCCGGGGCGACGUGCAGGGAUGUGCCUUGGUGUCGGGGGCAAUGCGGGGAGGCGGCGAGGCCGUGGGGCGUGCACAUGGCACACACUUCCCUUUGGGCUGGCGAGCGUUUUGCACGGCUCCUUUUGAGCAACACUCCGUGCCGACCCGUUGCUCCAUGCAACCCCAAGGGUUUCCGUUGCAGGAGCACAAAAUCCGCCAGCAGCAGAAAUUUAACGGGCGACUCCGAGACGCCACGUGCCAUGUCCAGGGCUUGCAUCUGCCGGCGGGAUGGCGCUCCAGAUGGAGGAAUAGCACCCAGCCCCGGCCUGCCCGCGUGCCGGGACCUGGGGAAGGGGCGAGCACGUGCCGCCCGGCACCACGCUUGCUCUCCGGCUCGUGGGGGCUGAAAACACAGGGCAGCCAAGUCGGCUGAGACCAUCAAAGGGGAAAAGUCCAGCAUGAAGGAGGCAAAUGCCCAGAGUGGCCCAGGCCAUGAGCAGAACCAGCCCAUGGGAAGGGGCAAGCAGUGCAACCUGACCGGGUGGUGGAAGAACGACCUGGGCUCAAAGAUGCACGUGUACAGCGUGAACAGCAAUGGCGACUUUGAAGGUGUGUACCACACCGCUGUCUCGAGCACUGAAAAUCCAAUCAAGCCUUCACCACUCCACGGGUCCCAGCACUUGGACGAUGAUGGACAAUGCACGUUUGGCUUCACCGUCAACUGGAAGAGAUUUUCUGACUCCACUACUGUCUUUGUGGGCCAGUGCUUCGUUGACAAGAAGCAGGAGGUCCUGCAGACAGCCUGGCUCCUGCGGGAGAAGGUUGACUCCCUCCAUGAUGACUGGAAAGCCACCAGGACUGGCCACAACGUCUUCGUUCGGAUCAAUGACAAGGAAGAAGGAAAAGCCUCUCCAGUGGUGUCUCUGCCAACCUAGGAGAGAAAGGUGCUUUGGCAAAGGUCUCAGCAACGCCUACCAUGAAGGAUCUGACACUUUGAUUAUCGUUUCUGAUUCUUACAGCUUAGUAUUUGCCGGCUCCCCACCCUGUCUCAGGCCAGAGGGACCUGGCAAGUCACUCUGUAGCGUCAGCUGUAUGCCAAUAUAUGUCCCCACCGGGAACUCAGUGGGAACUCUGCACAAGCUGCUUCAAACUUCUUCAGCAAGAAGCUUCUUCCAAACCAGGAGCAUUGGAGCCAUGACAGGAACAGCCCGUGUGCCCCAGCUCUUCUCUAGCUGCAAUUUGGGUCUCAGGUGAGGCAAUUGCUGCGCUCAGAGCAAGAGGAUUUGCACAGCUGCUUGCUGCCUCCAAACCUCACUUGUCAGGGGCGACCCCCAUCCCGAUAUGGCACCUUGUAGCAUCUCUGAACACCUCAUGACAGCUGUUGUCUGUCUGGAGAAAUCAUGACAGAGUCAAAUCUUUUCUCUGAUAAGCUCCUUACAGAGAUCUCGGGAGCUGCCUGUUCAUGUCUCUUGUUCCCUUCUCCCAGGGGCUCAUGUGGGCUGUGCCACACCACGUGGUCCAACACAUACCAUCACCACCUCUGCAUGUCAGAGCUCUUGUGGACAUGCAACAUGAGUCUAUUCUUAGUAGCACCUUUUGGAUGCCUUCACAGUCACCCCCAAAACAGACCUAUGAGUGAUCCCUGCCCUGAGGUGCCCCUAGAUGACCUACCUGGCACAGGGAUGCCCAAUCCUUCUCUUUUCAGCAUUAGGCACCCUGCUGCCUGGCUGCCCCAAUACACAGGCUGUCUGCAAGUCCCUGCACUUGCCUCCCUCAUCUUAGCUGGGCUCAUACAAGGUGACCCUCCAAACCUGGGUGUCUGUUGGCACGGCACUGGUGCACUCACCACCUGUGAUAUGUGCUCUCUCUUUUGUGUAUGUUCUGCUCUGAGCUCUUGGGGAAAGAGGCUCCAAAGGGGCAAUAAAAUGAAGGUUUUUCCUCUUUAAA